ACUGUAUAUAACCAGCUAAGCAGUAGAAAGCUGCUCCUGAGGGACUGACUACACUGUCUAAAACUGUGACCAAGGCAGUUCUCAGGGCACAUCCUUUUACAAUGGAACAUUACAGGGCCGCCAUGGUGCUGGGGGGAGUCGGAGAUGCUCUGGGCUAUAGGAACUCCAAGUGGGAGAACUGCCCUUCAGGUGUGGUGAUUCUCGAUGAACUGAAGGGUCUGGGUGGAUUGGAAAGCCUUACCUUAACAGAGGACAACUGGCCAGUCAGUGAUGAUACGGUUAUGCACAUUGUAACAGCAGAAGCACUCAUAUCCGAUUUCUGGUCCCUUGAGGACCUUUAUCGUGAGAUGGUGAAGGUCUACGUUGAGAUUGUUGAGAAAAUCAAUAAACGACGACCAGACCCAGCAACCAUCGAAGGCUGCACCCAACUCAAACCUGAUAACUAUGUGCUGGGAUGGCACACACCUUUCAAUGUGAAAGGGUCAGGAUUUGGUGCAGCCACUAAGGCCAUGUGCAUUGGGAUGAGGUACUGGCAGCCUGACAAACUGGACAAUCUUGUGCAAGUGAGCAUCGAAUCAGGACGAAUGACGCACAACCACCCUACAGGUUUCCUCGGAUCGCUGUGCACAGCUCUGUUUGCAUCCUAUGCUGUGCAAUGCAAGCCCAUAGUGGAGUGGGGAAGGGAGAUGUUAAAGGUGGUUGCUGUGGCCGAGGCUUACUGCAGGAAAACCAUUCGUCACAUGUCAGAAUACCAACAAAAUUGGUUUUAUUUUGAAACCAAAUGGCAGACAUAUUUGGAAGAAAGAGGAAUUUCACAGGAAGGGCAGAACACACCAACUUUCCCAAAGAACUAUGAUGCAGAGAAAAGAGAUCAGGUCUACAAGGAAUGGAGUUCAGAAGGUGUGGGUGGGAGGAGAGGACAUGAUGCUCCAAUGAUAGCCUAUGAUGCCCUCCUCUUCGCUGGCAAUGACUGGACACAACUAUGUCAUCACGCCAUGUUUCAUGGGGGUGAGAGUGGAGCCACAGGAUCAAUUGCUGGCUGUCUCUACGGCCUCCUUUAUGGAAUGACCAGUAUCCCGCCAGGUUUAUACAAGAAUUUGGAAUUCAGGGAGAGACUGGAGGAGCUUGCAGAAGAACUGUAUAAAGCAGCAAAUGACAGCAAAUCCAAAUGACCUUGAGAGACAAUGAAUGAAUCAACAAAACACAAGAUAUGAUGAGAACACCCUGCUCUGAAGUUAAUGGUAUAAAGGAGGUUGUUAUACUCUUUAUUGAGAGAGUCAAGUGCCGGUGUGGAGAUCACUCACUCACUCUCCUUGGUACCAAGUAAGAAAAUAAACUGCUUCAAAUGGGA
Molecule: messenger RNA, 1351 nt
Organism: Stegostoma tigrinum
Lineage: Eukaryota; Metazoa; Chordata; Chondrichthyes; Orectolobiformes; Stegostomatidae
Gene: adprhl1
Product: ADP-ribosylhydrolase like 1
Exons: 8
Coding region: 102-1172 (356 amino acids)
Biological process (GO): protein de-ADP-ribosylation
Molecular function (GO): magnesium ion binding; ADP-ribosylarginine-[protein] hydrolase activity
Source: RefSeq, a predicted model, not a curated record